ACAAUGAAUUAGUUGAAAAAAAACUUAUCAAAAAGGCAGAAAUCAUACUGUCUAAUGAUAAUGAUAAAUUAGAUUUGAAUGGAUUAGAUAAUUUAACUGAACUGAUUUUAGAAAAUUAUUCUCCUAACUCGUUUAAGUUAUAUUUAGAAGGUGAUGAUGGUUCGCUUGAAUUAAAUCUCGAUAAUUUUUCCGGUGCAAUUGCUCUCGACUUAAUAAACUGUUCCUGGACAAUCAAUUUGAGUUUAAGUGUUCAUUCCCCAUUAACUAAUUUGACUUUAAAUAAUUGUGAUAAUUUGGCGGUAUUGGAUAUUGAAGGUUGCCCUAAUUUAAAAGAAUUAAAUCUAAAUCUCGAGCCAAGAUCAUCUGCAAGAAGAUUAGAAGAUGUCCAAAUAAGAAUCAAAUUUCUUGUCAAACUGAUUGAAGAACUUGAAGAAAUCCUUCCUUCUAAUAAAAGUAUAGUCGACAGAAAAAAAAUCGAGCAAAUUGAGGAAUUAGAAGGGCAAAGAAAAAAACUGGAUAAAGAAUUCAAUCAAAUUGUAGAAGACCGUUUGAACACUACUUUUCAAUUCAAUGAUUAUUUUAAGCAAUUUGUCACCGGCGGAUUAAUACUAGUGAUAUUUUACUCUUUUCUUUAUUAUUUUGACGACUUAAUUGAAAGGGAAUUAAGAGUGCGGGGCGGACAUUACAGCAAAAACGUUUUGCUCGAAAAAUUUCGUGGCCUGCCCUUGGAAGAAAAACAACGCUACAAAGACCAAAAAGUUUCCCGCAAUGAAAGAAUAUAUAAGAAAAAAUUAACCGCUGAGUGGGCCAUGCGAAAAAAGGAAAUAAGCAAAGCCGUUCUUAUCGAAAGCAUGGGCUUAACUUCGCAGUUUCGGGCUCAACACCAAAAAAUAAUUCGUCAUUAUACUGACUAUCAGACUUCACAGGAGCGAAUUAACAAAUUUUUGACUUUACCCGAAAAAAAUGAUAAUUUAUUAGAAAAUUAUAAUCGUUCUUUUACGAAUAGAGAAAUAAACCAAUUAUCGGGCAAAAAUGGCACGGGCAAAACCACUCUUUUGUAUCUUGUGCUAGGAAUAUUGACUCCCGAGAAAGGAGAAAUAGUGAUUACGACCGAGAAAGGAGAAGAAGAGAAAGAAAAUUACGUUCUUCAUCGCGAUUUAAACUUGCAGCGAUGA
Messenger RNA from Racocetra fulgida, 1175 nucleotides. The record is from the annotation of a GenBank genome assembly. Lineage: Eukaryota; Fungi; Glomeromycota; Glomeromycetes; Diversisporales; Gigasporaceae.